AACAAAUCAGCCGCUACAACAUGCUGCUACGUCUUGGUCAUAGCACAGAAUUAUUCUGUGGUCAUAAUACCAUUGAUUAUAAAUACCACAGAUGAAUUUCAUCUAUUCAGUCGUGGUAUAAAUUACAUGGUAUUAUAUUGUUUCAUAUAUUCUGUGGUAUUACUCUAUGGUCUUGGUAAGUUAUAUUAUCACAAUCCAUAAACCUUGGGCACGUUAUGCGAUACUGAUUCGUCGGACGUUGGUCGUCUUACCGAUUAUUUGCGUUUUGAAAACAUUCCGUUUUCCCAUGUUGACAAAUUGUUACGUAGUUACGUAACGGGAAACAUGCUAAUCGCAUUGCGAUAUAAUAUUAUAAUUAUUAUCUUGUUCUUGUAUCAUAAUAUCAUUGGUAAAUUGGCUACUACUGUAAGUGGUCGUAUUUUGUCGGCACGAGAUCGGUACACGCGUUUUGUUGUGUCUUUCGUUUCGGUUUCCGUUUGAAUAGAAAAUGAAUUCAGAACGGUUUGUGACCCGUGUCUUGUUUUUCGUCGUUUGCGCCACGGCGGUGGUCUGUCUGAAGAAAGAUCAGUACUUUUGCGAGUUGUCUUCGUCGUGUACGUGCAUGACAGCCAACGACAACAACAAUAUCGACUUGGAUGGAGUGAAUUUGACGCUGACGAUCGCGGAUAACCAGACGUUGAAUUAUCAACCUUGCGUCAGUGAAAUCGUUAUUGUAAAUGGGACAUCCAAUUCUUCAAUACAGGUUGCCAAUUAUACGCAUACUUAUGUUAAAAUAAGCGACGUGGUAACAUUUAUCUACACAAAUGACUACGACCUGCAUGAGGUUGAUGUAAUUUUGGUGUGUGAUUCAUUGGCAGUCAGUGGAAAUGAAUCUUUGGCAAAUUUCAAAAAUGUCACUGCUAACCAAUGUACGGUUGAACUUAGUACCAAUAAAGUAUGUGGAUUGAAUUUAAACAAUGCAUAUGAUAACAACUCAGAAUCAGAAUCUUGGACUUACUUUUUUUCAUUUGUCUUGGUUGUUGCAUUUGUUUACUUUGUUGGCGGAUCUGUAGUAAAUGCCUGUUUAUUUAAUGAAAUUGGUAUUAAUAUGAUUCCUCAUCAUGCAUUUUGGUCAUCACUUUACGAUAAAAUCAAGGAUAAACUAUGUGGAACAUCUACAAUGGCAACAGCUUAUGAAAGCAUAUAAAAUAUUUUGUUUUUAUUUUAACAAAAAUAAGAUGCUCAUGCAUACUGUAUUGCCAACUGCUGGGCAUGAUAUUGCUGAAUGCGAAGUAUAAUUUAUAUUUUGUAUUUUAUUAUUCUUUAUUUUCAAAGGAAACACUAUAUUAAAACAUUUUAAUGUUUUGUGUAUUAUUGUUUUAUUUGAUAAACAUAUUAUUUUUAUUUUUGUCAAAACAUACCUAUUUAAAAUUUACUUUAUUGCAAGUAAUGUUCUCAAUUCAUUAUUAAUAAAAAUUCUAUUGUAACCAGGGUUUUCUUAUAAUGUAUUAAUGUGAUCUAAAAAUAUUUAAAUAGUCAUUAAUUUUAUACAAAAAUAUGUAAAAGUCAAUGUUGUAAAAAUGUUUUGAAAAUGACAUAAUGAUUUAGAUUAAUUAUUCAAAAAUACUUUCUUAAUAAAUUUCCUGUAAAGAUUAUUCGAUUUUCUAACAUAUACAGCCAAAGAAUAAAUACAAAGUAUAUUUACUUUAUAACUUAUAAUAAUUAUUUAUUUUAUCUAUUUCAAAAAAUACCAGAUAAAUAUUAUUUAGUAUUAGAAAAUUUUGUUUUAAAUAUGUGUAGAUAUAUUGGUUUAAUUACCAGUUCAAUAUAUUCAAAAAAAAUUUUAUUUUUAGCAUCUGCCAUUUGAAAAAUGUAAUUUGUUUAUAAACAAUUAUUUUUAUAAAUCUAGCUUAUUAAAUUAAUUAUUUAUUUAGUUUUCAUAAUACACUAUAGUAAAUAUUUGCUAGUCCAUUAGUUAAUGUACGUUAGGCAAUUUUUUUUUUUACCAUGUUAAAAUUUCUAUACAAAUACAUAUACUGGUAUUUAUUAUUUUAGUAUAGAUAUAUAAUAUAAAAUACGCCUUUUAUUUAGUCUAUUUUUUGAGUUACCAGUUUCUAAAAGUACUUAUAUAUUGUUUGAUGUUAUGAAUCAUGAUUUGUUUUGUUUUCUAUGACUUAUAAUUAAGGUAUUUCAUUAUUGUGUGUAUAACUAAUCAAAAAUUGUAUCAUUAUUAUAUAAUUUUUUUUUUUUAUUACAAAUGUAACAACAUCCUUUAGCUAUUUACAGUAUGAGUACAUUAAUUACUCUAUUCCAUAUAAGAGCAAUUACCGAUCUGAAAAUGGGUGUGAUGUUUGACUGAACUGGGAAAAAUUGGUUGACUCCAAUGACUGUUCUAAUGAGGGUAGAGUAUUUUAAGUUUAAUUUUUUUUAAAUGUAUACUCCAAAAAAAUAAAAUGUUAAAAAAUUUAUUUUUGAAUGAAUGUUAAAAAGUAAUAUGUAUUUUAUUAACUGAAUAUAUAUUUUUUAAAUCAGACUCAUUAA
This is a messenger RNA of Metopolophium dirhodum (rose-grain aphid), 2520 nucleotides long. RefSeq lists its product as uncharacterized. The transcript has 5 exons. NCBI's taxonomy places the organism in Eukaryota, Metazoa, Arthropoda, Insecta, Hemiptera, Aphididae. The coding region runs from base 488 to 1186 and encodes 232 amino acids. The record is from RefSeq and is a predicted model, not a curated record.